AUGUCUAAACUUUGUCCACCAUUUGCCCCCUUUCUUGGAUUCGCGGGUGUCACGUCUGCAGUGAGUAGAUGUGCAUCCGUCGGUGCUGCAUAUGGGACAUCAAAGGCUGGAAUUGGCAUAACAGGUCUUGGGACAUUCAAGCCUGAAUUGCUCAUGAGGUCUCUCAUCCCGGUAGUCAUGUCCGGUAUCAUUGCUGUGUAUGGUCUGGUGGUCAGCGUCUUGAUCUCGGCAGGGUUAUCACCGGACACCGAGUAUCCAUUAUAUGCUGGUUUCAUCCAUCUGGCUGCUGGAAUGUCAUGCGGAUUUACGGGGAUGGCGGCUGGGUACGCGAUUGGAAUUGUUGGCGAUGCUUGUGUACGCGCAUAUGCGUACGAAAGUCGCAUCUUCGUGACGAUGGUCCUCAUUCUCAUCUUCGCGGAGGUCCUAGGUCUGUAUGGGCUGAUCGUUGCCCUUAUUCUGAACACUCGCGUUUCUGGCCUGGAAGGCAUUUGCUCUCUAUGA
Molecule: messenger RNA, 501 nt
Organism: Dacryopinax primogenitus
Lineage: Eukaryota; Fungi; Basidiomycota; Dacrymycetes; Dacrymycetales; Dacrymycetaceae
Product: V-type ATPase
Exons: 6
Coding region: 1-501 (166 amino acids)
Biological process (GO): proton transmembrane transport
Cellular component (GO): proton-transporting V-type ATPase, V0 domain
Molecular function (GO): proton-transporting ATPase activity, rotational mechanism
Source: RefSeq, a predicted model, not a curated record